AUGAACAACGAGGAUCUUCGACAGGUUGUGGACGCAAAUUCAAGGACAACAUGCCAAGAACUUGCAGAAAUGUUCAUAAUGCCACGUAAAAAAGUUCGGAAAACCACGAAAGCUUCUUGGACCGCUGAUACAUUAGAAAAUGCAGUCAAUAUCCUCAGAGCAGGAGACAUUUCGGUGUACCGAAAGCAAGAAGACCACAAUCAGAAACAAAAGGGCCAAAAAAGGCAAAAAAAUGUGUUUAAUAGUGAUGAUGAAGAUUCACCUGAUGAUCAAAUUGACGAACGUACAAUUUGCGACGACGAGUCAGAAUACUCAGAAGAGGAAACUUUAUGUGCAAUUUGCUUAGACACGGGAAAAAGUGGAGAGAUGUGGUACCGAUGCAGAAGUUGCAGAAACUGGGCUCAUGAAAAAUGCUCUGGAAGAGAUAGUCCAGCUUCUUAUAUUUGUACCUUUUGUUUGGAUACGUAA
This is a messenger RNA of Acanthoscelides obtectus, 468 nucleotides long. The record is from the annotation of a GenBank genome assembly. NCBI's taxonomy places the organism in Eukaryota, Metazoa, Arthropoda, Insecta, Coleoptera, Chrysomelidae.